UGCUCCCCGCAAUCCCCAUAGUUUUUCUGGGAGUCCAGCUCAGUCACGCACGCCUCCAGCUUCAGUCAUGGCACCCAAAAAUACCAAGAAGAAAACAGCAGAGGGGGCCAAUUCCAACGUCUUCACCCUGUUCGAGCAGGCCCAGAUCCAGGAGUUUAAGGAAGCUUUCACCAUCAUGGACCAGAACAGUGACGGAUUUAUCGACAAGAAUGACCUGAGAGACACCUUCGCUGCCUUGGGUCGUCAGAAUGUGAAGCAGGAAGAGAUAGACAUGAUGCUGAAGGACGCUCCAGGCCCGAUAAACUUCACCGUGUUUCUGACCAUGUUUGGAGAGAAGCUGAAAGGUGCUGACCCAGAGGAGACCAUCCUAAACGCCUUCAAAGUGUUUGACCCUGAGGGGAAGGGCAUUCUGAAGAAGGAGUACAUCGCCCAGAUGCUCACCACUCAGGCAGAGAGGUUCUCCGCAGUAGAGAUUGAGCAGAUGUUCACCGCCUUCCCUCCAGAUGUGGCUGGUAAUCUUGACUACAAGAACCUGGUCUAUAUCAUCACACAUGGGGAAGACAAUGACCAGGAGUAAGAACCCCCAAGAACCAAUUUUCUGUAGACACGCCAAUUUUUACAACACCUCUCCCCUUCUCGUUCACCCCCGCCCAGCUGUAAAUAAGCGGUAGCUCCUGCAAGGCCAGCAUACCAGCUAACGCAAAACAUUCUCACAAUGUUGCUGCCAUGUAGUGGCAAUGUUAUAACGUUGACAAAACAUUUUAGUAACAUUGUGAGAACAUUUUGUGUUAGCUGGGAUGUCACUAGCUGCUUAUUUCUCCAUUUACUCUGUUACUUACACUCUGACACCUUUAAAAAUAUUCUUUAAAUGAAGAGUUGAGAAUUUGUCCCUUACUGAAAAAUAUUGCACAUCACUGGCUUUUUUGGACAUGUGCCCUAAAGUGUAAAAGUAUCCAGUGCAGCCAUGGAUUUGAUUGGACCUUUAUAAGAGCCAGGAUGAUUGGACAGGAAAAAACCUAGCAGUCUGUACAUAUACACCCAACCCCACCCCCAGCCCAAAACUCUAUGACCAUAAACGAUACAACCUCAACUCUCCUUGAGAUUUAUUUUGGGUUCCCUCAGGAUGGAUGGGGAAUCCAGGUAACUCUGUGAGCACACCUGUAGAAAUAAAACAUGUUUUGUCCAAUGA
Anguilla rostrata (American eel) is the source of this 1189-nucleotide messenger RNA. RefSeq names its product myosin regulatory light chain 2, ventricular/cardiac muscle isoform-like. Gene Ontology annotation, cellular component: cytoplasm; myofibril. The transcript has 7 exons. Lineage: Eukaryota; Metazoa; Chordata; Actinopteri; Anguilliformes; Anguillidae. Gene Ontology annotation, molecular function: calcium ion binding. The record is from RefSeq and is a predicted model, not a curated record. Bases 68 to 577 code for a protein of 169 amino acids. Gene Ontology annotation, biological process: muscle cell fate specification; heart development; cardiac muscle contraction.